AUGGAUGUACUGAGUAUUAUACAAGAUAAUAUAGUAGAAGAUAAAGCAGAAACCAAUAAUAAUGACUCAGUUGUUCAAGAAAAUGAAAAUAAAAAGGAGCCCCUGAUAAUAAUAAAUCAAGAACUGAGUUCAAAUGGAUUUCAUCAAGAACAAGAUCAAUCAAUUGAUAAUAAUAAUAAUAACAACAACAAUAAUAAUAAUAAUAAUAAUAAUAAUAAUAAUAAUAAUAAUAAUAAUAAUAAUAAUAAUGGCAAUGAUGAUUAUAAAUCUGCUAUGAAUCUAAAACCAACUCAUGAAAUUAUUGGAGGUUCAUCAAUACGAAGAUAUUUAAAUCAACAUUUAACAACAGAAUUGUUAAAUGGUUUAAAAGAAGUUGGAAAAUUAAAACCAAAUGAUCCAUUAAAAUAUUUAGGUGAGUAUUUGAUAAAUAAAUCAAAGGAAUUGAAACAAACUGAAAAAUAG
Insectozyma verbasci is the source of this 462-nucleotide messenger RNA. The record is from the annotation of a GenBank genome assembly. NCBI's taxonomy places the organism in Eukaryota, Fungi, Ascomycota, Pichiomycetes, Serinales, Debaryomycetaceae.